Dendronephthya gigantea is the source of this 7761-nucleotide messenger RNA. RefSeq lists its product as uncharacterized. Lineage: Eukaryota; Metazoa; Cnidaria; Anthozoa; Malacalcyonacea; Nephtheidae. Bases 1 to 7761 code for a protein of 2586 amino acids. Gene Ontology annotation, molecular function: protein binding. The record is from RefSeq and is a predicted model, not a curated record. The transcript is spliced from 19 exons.
AUGGUAAAGCAACAACAACAUCAACGAGGAAAAUGCAACAAUGGAUACCCCCAACUCGUUGGAAACGCUGGCAAAAUUUCCAAGGUUGGUCGACUCCACCCGAUUAAAACGAGCAAAAAGUAUCGAGAAUUUCUUGAAGCCGCAGAAAACGAAAGAAAUUUAAAGAUCUGCGAAAUGUCGAGACUCAUUGAGAGCUACUGGGAACUCCGGGAACUUUUAUUGAGCGUUGAACAGGCGAAUGAAAAUAAUUGUAAUUCCUUUUUGAUAAAAGAGCUAGAAAAUAAAAAGUUGACAAUUCGGGAGAAGCUGAUUUAUCUGGAAUCCAGUGUGGAUCAACCUUUACCCCUAACGAUAGAUGGAUCUAUGAAGAAGAUUCUUAACCGUGCCAGUUCAAAACCUCAGAUGAGAAAAGAAUCUUCAAAACGUACUUCCUCCUUCAAAAAAUACUGUCCGAACCCUAUGAAUAUUACUGAGGAGAGCCAUGAGACAGCUAUUCUCAGAGAUGGUCCAAAUAUCAACGAUGUUCCCAAAUCAGCGCCUGAUAUUCGCAACAGAAAUAGUUGGAGAGCCAGUGUAAAAAGUCAGAUUUUUGUCAGAAUAAACAACCUUCAAGUGAUUACCAUCAAUAUCGACCUGUUCACUUGUGCAGAUAAUUUACAGCGGGUUUUAACACAAGAACUUGGUGAAAAAGCAGAAGACUAUAACAUUACUUUUGGAUCAAAAGAGCUUGACAAAGACAAAACUUUGUUCGAACAAAAGAUAUACCAUGGAACUACUGUAGAUUUACAUGUCCGUUUACAUGGAGGUAAAGGAAAAAAGAGAACGAAGAAGAAGCUGAAUCAACAAAAGAAAAAAGAUGACAAUAUUACAGUAACCCAUGAAGAUAAUGCCAACAAAUCUUCUCCGUUAACAUUGGGGAGUAUGAAGGUUGAAGAUAUUGAGGAAGACGUCGAUAAAGAAUCCGAACAUGAAUUGCUUCAAGCAUCCAGAAAUGAUAUCUCUGGUACAUUUGGUAAACUUCCGAACCUGGAUUCAAUUAGAGGUCUACUGAUUCUGGAAGAUAUAUCAAACGAUGGCAAAUCUCCAACUCCUGAAUUUGGAAGCGUUGUGUCAGUGAAAGGUAUUUGUGAAAGAAAGGAAUCAUUUGGUAAUAAUACAACACUGAUAAUAAGAGACGAUCCUCAAGGAGCUUCCAGCAUUUCUUAUAAGAUGAAGAUCGUUAUUCGUAGCAACGAAAAAAGUAUGAAUUUGAAAAUAAACAACAUCGAAAAACUAUUGGGCGAUGUACGUAAAGAAGUUCAAGUAGCAGUGAUGGGACGAGUCGAACGCUUGGAAAGCGAAAGCAAUGAUACCAAAGAUCCACAUUGUGAAAUGAUACGAUUUCAACUUGUGGUUGAUUCAGACAACCAUCAUGGAUUUGUUUACGUUGAAAGGAUAAGGCCAAAAUACACUAGACAACUUUCACAACCUUGGUGGAUCUCAGAGAACGGUGAUUCUUCUUCGCAAUUUUUGAAUUUGAAAAAAGGUGAUCGCAUUGCUAAAACAGCACAAAGAAUUUUCCUUGAAUCUACAGCUUCGAAAAAUGAAAUUUUGAAUUACGUUGUAGCGUUGAAAAAUUGCCGCGAUGGUGACAUUUUUGUUGGUGUCGACGUAGAUGGUGUGGUCACUGGAAUAAAGUCGGAUGAUGGAAAAAUCGCAAAAAUGCGCGAGGAAUUGUCAAUCGCUAUAACGAGUAUACUACCAGAAUCAAAUGAAGGAACAAAUAUCUGUUUUACUUUGGAAGAAGCGUGUAAUUAUGCUAAUGAAAAUAAAUGUUUUGUUUGUGUUUUGCCUCUUUCGACUUCUGGGAAAAGUGAGAUGGACGAACAUUAUAUCAGUUGGAUUCAUGUUCCUCAAGGGGAAACGGAACCUCUUUAUUUCAGAGCAGAAAAGAAUGUACACGCUUAUAUACGAAAAGGAGCGGAAAAAAAACUGAUAAGGAAUUACAAAGAAUUCUUUAGUUCAUUGUAUUCACUUGGCAGUCGUCCAAAACCAAAAGAAGUUUCAGAAGAAGAUUUGGAUAUUGAAAUAAAGUUCAAAGAAUCUAUAGGGAAAACAGGUUUAAGUAAUAAUUACCAGGUUUUACAAAAAAUAAGGUACGAAAGUCAAAACAGCGAAUUUAAGAUGAUUCCUGGAUGUGAUCCUGUUAAGACCAUCGUUGAUAAGCAUUUGAGAAAAUACGCAUGUGGUUUUCUUAACGCUUCUGGUGGGACGAUUUUGUUUGGCGUACAGGAGGAAAAGGAAUCUAAAGUCGGGCAUGUUGUCGGUAUGGUCAUAUCUCUUCAAAAAAAGAAAGAACUUGUCCAAAAAGCAGUUACUGUACUCAGUGAAUUUUAUCCACCAGUUCUUAAAAGUCAAUUUCGUUUAAUAUUCCACAAAGUUAUUGUUCCACCACAAUUUGUAUCAGUUGUAAAGAACGAACAGCCUAAUAAAGAUGGCACCGAUUCGUUUCUUCUUCUUCAAGGCCCGCCUGACAAAGUGUUUGAAAAAUGGCCAAAAUUCGUUAAAGAUAAAUUUCAAGAUUGUCUGUCUAGAGUUAUUCCUUUGAAACCAAAGCCAAAUUGUGAAGAUCAAAACUUCUGUAUUGUGGUGGAAAAUCGACGAAAAUCUACCUUCGACUCAAUAUUCGAGAAUAAUUUGAAUGGAUUUCUUAAGGAAAAUGAAAAAAUUACUAGGAAUUCUAUAACAGAGGAUGAAUUGAACCAUUACUUAAACCAGCUUUGCAUUAUUGAACUUAAGAUAUUUCCAUCCCAGUAUCCUAUACAUUUGACAAGGUCAGUCGAAACGCAUGUUUUCGAUAAGCAAGGAAACUUAGUCGAGUUAAGCAUAGAAAGCCUAAUGAAUCGAUUUAAAUUUGGUAAUGAUUCUAAAACAACGUUUGAAGUGGAUAAAUUUCUUGAGGAUGUGGAGGACUUUAAACAAGCGGGUAAUUCCUAUAUUCUUAUCACUUCCCCAUUUCUCUUACCGACAAGUGAAAGAGAUCUCCAUGGCCUGGUUUUACCUCAGUGGACCCUCGUAGUCGAUUUCGACCAGCAUCUGAAAAAAGAAGGUCAUUUGUAUAGUCGAUUUAAGGAACUUUAUGACGUCCUUCACAUUCAACGAAGAAGCUUUAUUAAAACUCCUCGAGACACCAAACUUGAUUUGGAUCCUGAACACGCUAUUUGCUGGCUCGCUGUACGAGGAUAUGAUGAAGUAGAGAAAACUCUCUCCCAAGAAGGUCACGCCAAUUGGAUCACUACUCACAGAAGUUCGCUCGCAUCACUACUAAAGCCAGAAAUAGCACGCUGUGUCCAACCAAACUAUCUCAGGAUCAUUGUUUUGUGGGACGAAGGACAGGAGCCGCUUAUCUAUUCACUGAGAACAAUUCUGGAGGAUAUAAUCAGUUUUAAUGGUCAUCGCACAGCCGUAACAUUUGUAUGUUCAACGGAGGCUGCGCGAUCAGAAAUCAAUGAAAAUUUGGUAUUACCACUACAGAAAAUUGGUGACAGUUAUUGGCGAAUAUUUUCAAUUGAUCGUGUUUACAUUGCCCAACCAUACGUUCUUUCAAGGCAUCUCUCGGCAAACCUACCAAGUCCAUAUCAGCCAGAAGAUGAUUAUCAAGUUCCGCACCGAAAAAAAGUAAAAGGAAAGUAUCAAACGUGGCCAGAUAUAUUACCGACAAGCCUGAGAAAUAAUAAUUGUUUGAAGGUGAUGUACAUCAGAAAGAAAAAAGAGCUUGAGAAACGCAAAUUGGAAAAAGAACGAGAAAAGUUCUAUUGCGGCUUGAAAAUAACAGAUAUUGGCUUGCAAAACGAAUUUGGGAUUGAACGUGAAAAGAUGAAAAAAUUAGAAACAGAUUUUGAACUUGUCUGUACCGAUUUAAAUAACAGGAGGGGGCAUGUUGCAAUUUUGUGUCUUAAGGUCGACCGCGGAGCCGGAUCAAGUACUCUGUGCUUACAGUUUUUAUUUAAACAUCACAAGGAAUAUCCGUGUGCACAACUCCUAGAAAUUGGCGAGGACUUGUUGAGUUACAUUAGAGAAAUUAACAAUGCAACCCAGCUUCCACUCCUGUUGUUUGUUGACGAAGAAAUUUCACAUCCACAGGACUUCCUAGAUUUCUCAAGAAAGUUAGUUGAGUGCAGCAAUGUCAAUGUUAUCCUGCUAAUAAUUGAACCAGCUGAAGCUAAAAAAUCCACGAACAACACUAGAAUAAGAAACAUUGAAGAUUUAUCUACUCUGCAAAAAUGCCUAUUAAAAGUGAUUGAGCUAAGAAGAGAUCUAACGAAUGGAGAAAUGACUGAUUUAACAAACAAUCUCGCGGAUAUCAAAAAAGACAAAAAAAUUUCAGAAAAAUUGGCAACGCUUAAAGGCAAAGCUGCGAGAGAAAAGAGAGUACUGACAUUUGCCCAUUUUGGAUUAACGGUCUUUGGUAAAGACUUUUUUGGUUUGUAUGAAUUUGUAAAAUUCAGACUUGAUAACGCCGAUGACAAACAGAAAACAGUCCUAUCAUACUUAUCUCUCAUCCAUGUUUACACGGACUCCACUCUCCCGGCGAGUGCUCUUUCUGGUUUUCUUGAAACAAAAGAAAAAGUCAAUUUGGAAAACGAAUUUCAAGAUGAUUAUGUCCGUGAACUCCUUAGUCCACCUGUAGACAACACGGACUCACGUCGAAUAUCAUUUCACGAAGUUGCCGAGGAAAUUCUCGCUCAGCUAGCAUCAGUCAAAUCUUGUGGGUCAGCCAGCAAGCAAACAUAUUGGCAGUUCAUUAAGGAUGUUGCCGUUGAUUUAGCGAAACAGGUGUUAAGUGUCAAUAUUACAAAUAAAACAAUAGACCGUCUUACUAGACGCCUUUUUGUUACCAGCGAGUACGAGAGUGAAAAAUUCUCUUCGUUGAUACGUGCAAUGAAAGAUAACGAUCGUGAUACUGACAUUGCUCGUGACACUUUGACUGAACUGAUCAUGAAAGAUAUUUUUCAAAAGCCGUCAUCCUUUCGUGCGCACAUUCUUGCACAUUUAGCAAAAUAUUACAUGAUCGUUGCGAAAGACUUCGAACAAGCGAAACCUAGAAUUGAAGAGGCUAUAAAGGACCAACCAGAUGAUCCUCUUUUGCGACACAUCCACGGCGACAUUAUUUUACGCCACUUAAAGGCUAUCAAGAAGAGGCCCGACAUAGUUGAUAUGGAUACCAUUGUGUCGCUCGCCGAAGAAAGCAGUAACAGCUUCAAAUUUGUUCGACGAAAGCAGCCGGACGAUAGCCAUGGGUACAGGUCUGAUGCUAUGGUGCGUAUCACCGUCAUGCAAGCAGCCACAAAACACCAAGCUGGGACGUUACAUGGAAACAAAAAAAUUUGUGAUAAUUUCAUUGAUUUUUUGCUCGAAACGUUAAAUGUGAUACGAGAAAGAGGGGACAGAAUAAUAACGAGAAGAGAACGAUAUCUCAUAUCCCUUAUCCCAAAAGCUCAUGAAUUUCUUUAUGAGGGUGUAAGCGACGACUAUGAUCACAAGGAAAAAUGGAAAGUCCAGUUUCGUAAACAUGUCGGUGAUUUAUCAAAUCUUAAUACACUUUGUGACAAAAUACGCAAAAUUAAGUCUAUCUUCCCUGAUAUCCGCGACAAAAACUCCACAUGGCUUCAUAAAGUUCUGAUAAAUAUUCAAAGACUGAAAAAUGGAUUUGAAAUUGAUGAAGAAAAUUUAACCGAAAAACAGAUCGAAGAGAGAAUUAAUAGGCCAAUCCGUCGCUCCCCAAGUGAAACAGGUGCACAAUUGGGAAAAAAAUCCCUCCAAAAUCUAGUUUCUUCUGAGAAAUCAUCAUUAUCCCAUGCAAGAGUAGUUGGAACAUCACUAACAAAGCCUGGAGGAAUAGCAGAAUCAUUGGAUAUAUUCAUCUGUGCAAGGGCAGUUUCAUGGCACAAUACAAAUGAGUGUGACAUGCAAUGUCCAAAGCCACUCAAUAGAAAAAUCACUGAGGCUGAACCUGUCAGUUGUCUAAGUGCCAUGGCAAGUGCUAUGCUCUUGGGUGUAGGAUUCCUUCCCCCAGAUGCUAAAUUCAGAAGGUCUUGUACAAUUAAUGUUAGUUUGGCAUUGUUCUUGCCCUCAAUUGGCACGUACUCACUUAAAGUUGGCUCUGAAGAGAAUCCACAAGUCCAAGCCGAGACAUUAAAAAGUUCACAUGGAACCACUUUUUGCACAUUAUCCAUUGUCAAAUCAGAUGCCAAUGGUGGCCAACGAAGAUUCAGUUUUGUUCCACGAGGGGUGCAACGGAAUCCGUUUUCUAAGCAUCUUUUGGAUGCUCAUCCUACGGCCUAUAAGGAGAUUGACGAGGCUGCCAAGGGAUUAAAGUACCCUGAGUCGGUAAUGAUGUUUUGGAUCCGGUAUUCUCGUCGCAUAAAAAAUGUUCCUCACUUGGAAGAUGUUAGAAGAAAAGUUAAGGAUUGGCUAUUUUUCGCGAGAAAAAGGGAUAAACCAUCGCCAAAUGCGGAGUUUUAUAAUUAUGUCGUGAACAUGCUGAUCGCCUUGCAAGAUCCCAAUGAUGCCCAAAAGAGAGAAAAAGUUGCAAAAAUUCCGCUAGAGAAAAAACACAAGAAAGAUAAUGUGACCAUCCCUCAAGAAUGGCUUGAUCCCAAAGAUGGACAUCACAUCAACUCCAUUAACAGCCUUUUACAUCAUGAUGACCUUGUGAAAGAGAAAGAUGAAAACCACAGAAAUAAGCAGCAACGUCGAGGGGUUGUCGAAGGUUAUCUAAGCAAGAAGGAUGGAAAAGGAGUUACAAGAUGGAAAGGUACCGUCUUCGAUGUUCAAAAAUUAUGGUUUGGCAUAAUUAUAUUCAAAAAACAUUUUGAAGUUCGUUUCAUACCUCAGAAUGUACAAGGAUCGGCAAGGUCAGGAGACACUGUCUCGUUUUGUUUGGGAUUUGACCGAUUGGGUCUAAGUGCCUGGUGGGUGAGACUUGAAGAAAGGGGAAGCGAACCUUUAGAGGGAGUAAGAACAUUCCCCAACUUCAAUGGGCACGAUUCCUCAUCUGAUAAAGAAGAAGAAAAUGCUAGUGAAGACACUACCAGGUCGAGUUCGUGUAAUAAUCGAGACAAUUUUUAUCCAAGAGAAAACGCAUGGGACAGUCGAAUCGGUGAGCGACUACAAGGUGUUGUAGUUUUCACUAAUUCAGAAAAAGGAUUUGGCAGUCUGAAGCAUCCAGAUAUCAAAGAUACGCUAUUUUUUCACGCGUCACAACUCGAUCAACCUGUUGUUGAACUAGAAGGAAACAUUGAGAAGCACAUGGUUCUAGAUUUCAUAGUAGAAAAAAGUAAAAGUAUCAAAGAAGGUUCAACAGGCGAAAUCUGUGCCAGUGAUAUACACGUCGUUGUGGAAAAAGAUAUCGAUCCAAAAAUUACAACAUUUCUCAAAAGAAGAAGUGAGAAUGAUUCUUCACCCUCGGUCGUUCGACAUCAUAGAGAACUGGGAAGGGAAACACGUAUGGUUGAGCAAUCAAAAGAAACCGGAGUGUUUGUUAAACAUUCCAAUGAUGGAACCUACGGAUUUAUUAAACCCGAUCGAGCAUCAUUUGGAAGAGAUAUAUUUUUUCAUCGUGAAGGUUUAGUUAGUGGAGAGUCCAUGCCAAACGUUGGAAAACGUGUCCAAUUUUCGGUUUUUGAAACCAAAAAAGGCUUUAAAGCUACUCAAGUUUGCGAAGGAAUUGAGGAUCAUCCUAGGAAAGGAGAAAGUUUAGAAGUUUGGUUUAAAGAAUAG